Messenger RNA from Myxocyprinus asiaticus (Chinese sucker), 4232 nucleotides. It is a transcript of the gene pink1, whose product is annotated as PTEN induced kinase 1. Gene Ontology annotation, cellular component: mitochondrion. The transcript is spliced from 4 exons. The record is from RefSeq and is a predicted model, not a curated record. Lineage: Eukaryota; Metazoa; Chordata; Actinopteri; Cypriniformes; Catostomidae. Gene Ontology annotation, molecular function: protein serine/threonine kinase activity; ATP binding. Gene Ontology annotation, biological process: autophagy of mitochondrion; protein phosphorylation; positive regulation of mitochondrial fission. Bases 2814 to 3410 code for a protein of 198 amino acids.
GUACAGAGCGGUUAUCUGAGUUACCGUAGACUUUGUCAGUUCGAACCAGUCUGGCCAUUCUCUGUUGACCUCUCUCAUCAACAAGGCGUUUCCAUCCACCGAACUACCGCUUGGUUUGCUCUUGAUUGUUGAAGUGAGUGAAAUCAUCAUGGUGAGAUCAAAAGAGCUCUCUGAGGCCUUCAGAAAGAAGGUUGUAGAUAUAUAAAUCUGGGAAGGGAUUUAAAAAAAUCUCCAAACAAUUAGAAAUCAGUCAUUCGACUGUCCGGAAAAUAAUUUACAAGUGGAGAACAUUUAAAACAACUGCCAACAUGCCCAGGUCAGGCCAUCCUAGCAAGUUCAGCCCAAGAGCAGACCGCAAGAUGCUUAAAGAAGUCUCCAACAAUCCUAAAAUGUCAUCUCGGGACCUACAGGUAGCUCUUGCCACAGUUGAUGUCAAAGUACAUGCAUCUACCAUAAGAAAGAGACUGCACAAGUUUGAUUUGCAUGGGAGGUGUGCAAGGAGGAAACCCUUGCUGUCAAAAAUAAAUAAAUAAAUAAACAUCAGGGCAAGACUAAAGUUUGCCAGAGAACACCUAGACAAAGGCCAGGACUUCUGGAACAAUGUGCUUUGGACAGAUGAAUCCAAAGUUGAAUUGUUUGGGCACAGUAACAGAAGACAUGUGUGGCACAAACCAAAGACAGCAUUUGAGCACAAGAACCUCAUACCAACUGUGAAGCAUGGGUGUGGAAAUGUCAUGGUUUGGGGCUGCUUUGCUGCAGCAGGGCCUGGCCAGCUCACUAUCAUAGAAUCCACAAUGAAUUCUUCAUUCUAUCAGAGGAUGCUUGAGGAAAAUGUAGGACCAUCAUUAAGCCCAGAGCCUGGAGUUUCUCAUCAAGCUUGGAGGGCACUAUGGUGUUGAAUACUGAGCUGUAGUCUACAAACAGCAUUCUCACAUAUGUGUUCCUUUUUUCCAGGUGGGAGAGAGCAGUGUGUAGUGUAGAUGCAAUGGCAUCAUCAGUGGAGCGGUUGUUGCGGUAAGCAAACUGCAGUGGGUCCAGUGAGGUAGGCAGCACAGAGCAGAUGUAAUCUCAAUUACAUCUAGUCUCUCAAAGCAUUUGCUGAUGAUGGGGGUCAGAGCAACAGGAUGCCAGACAUUUUAAGCAAGUGAUUUUGGAUUGCUUUGGUACAGGCACAAUGGUGGAUGUUUUAAAGCAUGUGGGGACUACAGACAAAGAGAGGGAAAGGUUGAAAAUGUCCAUAAAAACACCAGCCAAUUGGUUCACGCAUGCUCUGAUGAUGCGGCCCGGAAUGCCGUGUGGACCCGCGGCUUUACGAAUAUUCACCCAUCAGAAGGAUCGGGUUGCAUCCGCUACAGAGAUGGAGAGUGGCCGCGAGAGUUCUCUCCGUGAGGGCGGUGUUAUUUCCCUCGAAACGAGCAUAAAAAGUAUUUAGCUCAUCCGGGAGAGAGGCAGCGGUGUUCACGGUGGAGUUUUUAUUCCCUUUGAAGUCCGUGAUGAUAUUAAUUCCCUGCCACAUGCUUCUAGAGUCGGUGGUGUUGAACUGUCCUUCAAUCUUGUCCCUGUGCUGGCGUUUGGCUGCUCUGAUAGUUUUGCGGAGGGCAUAACUGGCUUGUUUAUGCUCUUCCGUGUUCCCAGGAUGUCCACACAUUAAGUGUCAUGCGAACAUCGCUAUUAACCCAUGGUUUCUGGUUAAGGUAGAUCUGUAUUGUUUUGGUCGGUACAACAUCCUCCAUGCACUUCCUGAUGAUGUGUUGAUCAGUUGAUGUGAACAUUAACUGAAGCUCCUGACCUGUAUCUGACUGAUUUUAUGCACUGCACUGCUGCCACACGAUUGGCUAAUAAGAUAAUCACAUGGAUGAUUGUUGGUGCCAGAUGGGCUGGUUUGAGUAUUUCUGUAACUGCUGAUCGCCUGGGAUUUUCACACACAACAGUCUCUAGGAUUUACUCCGAAUGGUGCCAAAAAACAAAAAAUCCAGUGAGACUUCAACUGUAUAUAUUUCAUUACGCUUAUGAGCGUGGUUUCAAUUGAACCACUCUAUUUUAGUCUAUCACUACCGACUAGCCUGGUCAAUUAUAAAAUGGGUUAACAUCGUUAGUUAAGUGUGUUGUUGUUGUUGUGGUUUUUUCAGUAGGGCUAACAAAUACAAUUAUGAAUGUUCACAAUGUAUUUUCAUUUUGAUUUUCAGGAAGAUAAUUAAAUAAUAUCUAUGAAGCAACAGUUUUCGUUUAUUAAAAAAGGCUGACAUUUUUGAAUUUUUUCUAUAUACCAAUUCAUGAGACAUUUAAGCUAUAACUUUAAUGCUGCCAUUAAAUGCUGUAUUGUUAGAUCGCCUUCUAUACAUCAAAAUGUAAAAAAAAUACAAUACAAAUAAUAAUUUAAAAAAUGUUAAUCAUAAUAACUCUCACUUUCUUCACAUGAAAUGGUGGUGCCAAAACUGUCCCUUAGUGCCUCCUGGCGGUGAUUUUGUGAACGUGUCUCACAUGUGAGAAUUUAAAGUUUUACCGCUGCGUUAAUCCCCGUGAUAGUAAGGGUCAUUCUGGUUGGAUACCUACUGUAUAAUUUGUCAGCAGGUACUUGCUGUGCUUUAAAGUUGUUCUUCUAUGCCCAUGUUGCCGUUUUUCACAGUUUUCUGUCUAUGUAUAGGCUGUAUUCAAAAAGAAGUUCCAGACCCCUCUGAAGUCAUUUACAUCAGGGUACAACUUGGAGGACUAUGUCAUUGGGAAAGGUUGCAAUCCAGCAGCCUAUGAAGCAGUGGCUCCCUUUGCAGCCCCUGAAGAGAAGGGAAAGUGCUCACUGGUGGAACUGAACCAGGAUGACACUGAAAAUAACUACUAAUGCACCCUGCGGCAGUACCUGGAGGUGUGUGCCAGACCGGAUGCAGGCCUCUCUCAUGUUGCUACAACUAAUGGAAGGGGUGGACCACCUGUGCGGACAGGGCAUCGCUCACAGAGACCUCAAAUCGGACAAUGUGCUACUGGAAUUUGACUGUGCUGGGUGUCCCAGAUUGGUGAUCACUGACUUCGGGUGCUGUCUGGCUGAAGACUUUGGCCUUAAACUGCCUUUCAACAGUCGGUGGGUUGGCAUAGGAGGAAAUCCUUGUCUGUUGGCACCUGAGGUCGCAACAGCAGUCCCAGGUCCAGGGGUGACGAUCGAUUACAGUAAAGCAGAUUGCUGGGCCGUAGGGGCGAUUGCUUAUGAGCUCUUCAGUCAGCCAAACCACUUCUACAGCUCACAGAGGCUGGAGAUUCACAGCUGUCAGGAAAGACAACUCCCUCCAUUGCCUGACAGUGUACCUGAUGAUGCACAGCUAGUAGUGAGGUUACUGCUAUGCAGAAAUAAUCACAAGGCAAUGCCUUCUCAUAAACAACCUCUCAUAUACCUUUGUACACUGGGCAAAGCAACUGGGUAAGAAACAGUCCCCUUUUGUUUGUUUGAAUCUAUUUUAAGGGUGUAUUUGUUAUUACACAUUUACAAUAUAGCGGUAAAUCUCAUGAAAACAUGUACAGGUCACAUUUCACCCCAGAUUCAAAUAUUUAUCAGGAAGAAAAUAAGGCGUGUUUUUAAGACAAUUUAUAUUAUUUGAGUUUUUAUGUAAUUCCCAUUAAUCUCAAUAGACAUUCUCAUUACUGGAAUACAUUUAAAUAAUAUACUAUUAUUCUUUUUCACUUAACUUUGAUGGGAAUGAAAAAAUCUAUGAAACAUAAUGUCACAGUGCAAAAAAAUCUUUAACAUUCUCAAAAACAGGCUUAGAUUUUCUUAAUGUGAAGUAUAGUCUUAUUUUUUCCUUUUGAUGUUAGGGUGAAAUAUGCCCUUGAAGUGUUCUUUACAGGUUUUCAUCAGAUUCUCCCAUAUAGAAACUCAAAAAAAAAUAAAAAAAUUAAAAUAAAAAAAACAUUCGGUACAAGAACUCUGGCUGAGAAGAUAAACCUUAUUUGACACAUUUAUGUACUAAUUAUUUAUUCGGCCAUCUCCAGCACCGCAGUGCACGGGUUGCCGCUAACAUGCUUCAUAUCAGCCGAUGGGGCAAGGCAAGCGUGUUCUGGCCAGUUUGGACCGGGCCAGAAUGGCUAAUAAUGAUCAACUGGCUGCUGUGUCAGUCUGCAGUGGUACUUCUGAAGGAUCGUGGGUCCAGUGGGAGCUCUUUGGAAAGUAAGAGGUAUUUUCAAUGAAAAAAGUCAUUUCAAGAGGCAGAGCAAGUUAUUUAGUUUUGAUACCAACAGUAACUUACAUU